Harpegnathos saltator (Jerdon's jumping ant) is the source of this 1350-nucleotide messenger RNA. RefSeq names its product leucine carboxyl methyltransferase 1. Gene Ontology annotation, biological process: C-terminal protein methylation. Gene Ontology annotation, molecular function: protein C-terminal leucine carboxyl O-methyltransferase activity. Lineage: Eukaryota; Metazoa; Arthropoda; Insecta; Hymenoptera; Formicidae. The record is from RefSeq and is a predicted model, not a curated record. The coding region runs from base 314 to 1264 and encodes 316 amino acids. The transcript is spliced from 4 exons. Gene Ontology annotation, cellular component: cytosol.
GGGGGCAGUAUGGCCGUCGGCGGCGCAGUGGUGCGCGAGUGACAGAUACGUGAAUCGUCCGCUCGACGUUCGCCGCAACCCCGAGGUGUCCGCGCGCGCCGCGCGAAACCGCGAGUGGUAGAAUGAUCGUUCCUAACUGAGAGAGUGAAAGAGAGAGAUAUAUAUAUACACACAAAGAAGUGGUGCGAGUGCGAGAGAAAAGACAGAGUGAGAGAGAAAGAGAGAGAGAGAGAGAAAGGGAGAGAGAGAGAGAGAGAAGGAGAGGUACAAGGAGAACAAGCGGUAAACCGCCACUAUCCUCGGCGCCGGUGUGAUGAUCAAGGAUAUGGCGGACGAUGAGGCCAUACAGGCCACCAACGACGACGCCAGCGAGUGCAAGCGCUGCGCGGUUACGCUCGGCUAUUGGUGCGACCCGUUCAUCAGCCUGUUCGUGAAGCAGACCACACGGAAGGCGCCCGAGAUCAAUCGCGGUUACUAUGCCAGAGUCAAGGGCAUCGAGGUCUUCGUCGACAAGUUCCUCAAGUUGUCUGGCGGUAAAGGGCAGAUUAUAAACUUGGGUGCUGGCUUUGACACACUAUAUUGGAGGCUCAGGAAGGCUGGAAACAGUCCCGCGAACUUUGUCGAGCUCGACUUUCCCAGUAUCACCGCCAAGAAAUGCUAUCACAUCAAGAAGCACAAGCAACUGAUCGAUAUGCUAAACACCGAAGAUGGAGAAAUUCGAUUCUCGACCACAGACUUGCAUGCCGCAAAUUAUCACCUGGUCGGUACGGAUCUGCGACACAUAGCGGAGCUGAAUAACAAAUUGACCCAAGCUGAGGUCAAUUACAAUUUACCCACUAUGUUCCUCGCAGAAUGUGUUCUAGUUUAUAUAGACGCUAGCGCGACCUCGUCGCUGUUGAAGUGGCUAGCAGUCAAGUUCCCGAACAGUCUGUUCGUCAACUACGAGCAGGUGAACAUGAAGGACAAAUUUGGCCAAGUUAUGCUGUCGAAUUUGCGCAGCCGUGGCUGCCUGCUGGCAGGCGUGGAAGACUGCGAAUCGUUAGAGACUCAGCAGAGACGAUUCACCAUAAACAACUGGGAGGGCUCGAAUGCAUGGACGAUGGUGGAGAUUUAUGAUUCACUGCCUGAAAUGGAUCGUACCCGAAUCGAGCACAUAGAGAUGCUGGACGAACGGGAGCUCCUUACUCAGCUGCUCCAACACUACUGCAUCGCCAUCGCUUGGAACGGACAAACAUUGAAAAAUCUGUCUAUAGCGCAGGGUUAGUUGUACACGAUUGACUCGCGCACGCUCUUCCUCCCCUCUCUCUCUCUCUCUCUCUCUCUUUCUCUCUCUCUUUCUCUCUCUCUCUC